AACCAGCAGCAGCCUCUCCCUACCACAGAGCCCCACCUCACAAUGCCCCAGCUGCCCAGUCCCAGAAUGGCAGACCCAAGUGGCAGGAGCCCGGCCCAGCUCCUGGACAGUGUCCUCGGGCUGGGAGCACUGGGGUUGACAAUCCGGGCAGUCUUUUCCACGGCUGGCCCAGCCUUGCUGCUGCUGCUGCUACUGGUCAGCUUCCUGGCCUUCGACCUGCUCCACAGGUGCACCAACUGUGAUGCAACAGCCUCGAGUGGAGACGGAUGCCAUCGGGGCCGGUGAGGGGCCGCAGCGGGCACUGCCCUGGACGGCCUGGGUCACGCGGCAGGAUUGGGUGCGCUGGUGCUUGUGCCACGUGCCCCAGAGCUGGACCCAGUGGUGGACCACAUCAAGCUGGCGGCAGCCACUGCAGCGUAUGCUGUGGAACCUGGAGGGGAUCCUCUACCUGCUGCUGGCACUGAUGCUGUGCCACGCGCUCUUCACUACCGGCUCCCACCUGCUGAGCUCCCUGUGGCCUGUGGCGGCCGCAGCGUGGCGCCAUCUGCUGCCUGCCAUCCUGCUGCUGGUGCUCAGCGCCCUCCCGGCCCUGCUCUUCACCGCCUCCUUCCUGCUGCUGUUCUCUACGCUGCUGAGCCUCGUGGGCCUCCUCACCUCCAUGUCUCACCCAGGCUACGCUCAGGACUUGGACCAAUAGAAGGGCAACCCGUCCCGCUGCCUGUGUCUGUUAGCCCUGGCCUAAGGCCUGAGGCCCCGAGGGAGAGGGAGGGCAGUGAGACUAGGCCCAGACUUCCAGUCCCUAGCGCAGGUUGUGGCAUGGGUGAUGCUGCUGGAGCUGGCAAGGUAGACUGGCCUGACCCUGGGCACCUCCCUCAAGCUGCUGCUGCAGCUGUCUCAGCUUCAGACUCAUUGAGAACUUCUACCUGGGUACCCCUGGACUUGCCAUUCCUCCCACCAACGCUCUUUUCCCACUUACCCGAGCUCUAGGAAGGACCCACCGACGGAAGCCUAGCUAGAAGAGGGCUGGCCACAAGCCCCAUGAGACUUCAACUAACUCACCUCCCAGACCUUCCUGCCCAGACAUUCCCCUACUCCCUAGAUACCUUAGCUCCUGCCUCAGUCCACAUCCCCAAGUCUGGAAAAUGGGCUGAAUAGGGUAGUAAGGUUCCCAGAGAGUACCCACUCUUUAAGUCUCCUGAGGUCUGUUCUGGAAUAACAAACACGUCCCAUUUCACCCACCUACACAUGUGGCCUUGGCCAAUUAAUUCUUUUGAGCUUGUGCUAAGUGCGUCAAAAGCAAUACCGAUGUAUGAAGUACUUUGUAAAGUCCAGGAAACAAUAAGAUGCUAUGUUGAACUCUUGAGAACAUUC
Messenger RNA from Eptesicus fuscus (big brown bat), 1371 nucleotides. RefSeq names its product transmembrane protein 239 (gene TMEM239). The transcript is spliced from 4 exons. Lineage: Eukaryota; Metazoa; Chordata; Mammalia; Chiroptera; Vespertilionidae. Bases 242 to 697 code for a protein of 151 amino acids. The record is from RefSeq and is a predicted model, not a curated record.